AUGAAAGAAAGUUCAAACGCCUACUGCUUGAUACCACCAGAAGUAGUCGUUGUUGCCUGCUCCUGGGCGUUGGUGGUGUACGAGUGUCUGUCGGAGUGGGGUCAGAUCCUGUGUGCCAUAUGUCCAAACCUGAAGCUGGUCAUCACCGGGGGAACCAGCACCGCCAUCUGUGUGUGGGAGACAGGGACCUCCAAGGAGAGGGCCAAGGCCCUCACUCUCAAACAGGCGUUGCUGGGCCACACAGACGCUGUGACGUGUCUGACGGCGUCCUCGGCGUACCACAUCGUGGUCAGCGGCUCCCGAGAUCGAACCUGCAUCAUCUGGGACCUCAACAAGCUUUCCUUCGUCACGCAGCUCAGGGGACACCGGGCGCCCGUCUCUGCUCUGUGUAUCAACGAACUGACGGGGGACAUUGUGUCCUGUGCAGGGACACACAUUCACGUGUGGAGCAUCAACGGCAGCCCCAUCGCCAGCGCCAACACCUUCACGGGGCGCAGCCAGCAGAUCCUGUGCUGCUGCGUGUCCGAGAUGAACGAGUGGGACACGCAGAACGUCAUCGUCACCGGACACUCGGACGGCGUUGUCAGGUUUUGGAGAAUGGAGUUCCUCCAGGUCCCAGAAACCCCUGCUCCACAGCCAGUAGAGCCAGAUGUGCCUGACUGCUGUGCUGACGAGAAGAUUGAAGGUGGCGUCAGUCAAAAUGGUGAGGAGGACAGCAGCGAGUCGGAUGGAGACGAGCCGAGCCUGAGUCAGGAGCCCAAAGCCCCUCACAACCCCUCGGCAGGGGGCAGCCAACCAGUCAGCGCCGUCCACAGACCCAGAGGUCCUCCAGCCCGCCCCGGAGCCUCGUGGUCGAUGGACAGCAGCUCCGACGACUCCCACCGCUGGUCCGACAGCCUCAGCGUCGACGAGAAGGACGGCUUCGUGUUCGUCAACUACUCCGAAGGCCAAACUAAAGUCCCUCACCCAGGCCAGGGCUCAGUGCCGCAGCCUCUGCAUCCUUCCUCCAUGGACCCACGGGCGUUCAACCAGCUCAGGACCGGCUACAGAUGGGAGCGCCAGCUGGUGUUCCGGAGCAAGCUCACCAUGCACACGGCGUUCGAUCGCAAGGACAACGCCCAGCCAGCCGAGAUCACAUCCCUCGCCAUCUCCAAGGACCACAGUAAGAUCCCUGGUGGGGGACGGGCGCGGUCGGGUCUUCAGCUGGUCGGUGAGCGAGCAGCCGGGCCGCUCGGCAGCAGACCACUGGGUGAAGGACGAGGUGGUGGACAGCUGCUCCGGCUGCACCGUGCGCUUCUCCCUCACCGAGCGGCGCCACCACUGCAGGAACUGUGGACAGCUCUUCUGUCAGAAGUGCAGUCGCUUCCAGUCGGAGAUCAAGAGGCUGAAGAUCUCGUCUCCGGUGCGGGUUUGUCAGAACUGUUACUACAACCUUCAGCACGAGCGAAGCGCCGAGGACGGCUGCAGAAACUGAGCUCCACCUCCAGGAAUCUCCUCUUCCUCCUCCCCCAUGUCCCACAACGCUCUCCCUCCAGCCCACUCACCCUUUAUCCUCUUGUACGUCCAGUAACACGUGCACAGUAACGCACUGACAGACAGAAACAGGAGCGAAUGUCGGCGGUCUCGCGUAGGGGGUGGGAAAAAAACAUCUGAUCAAAAGGAAAGGAAAAAGAAAAUCCCCACUUUGACGACCUACACACCUGGAGGAAGAAAAAAAACAAAAGCAAAAACACCUUUGAUGUGGCGCGCUUCAAACAAUCACCCGCCUUUUUUGCUUUGAUCAAGAACCCGUUCCUCUUUCACCGCGAGACGUAACAAACUUGUUUAUAUUGUAAAUAAUAACCAUGGCCUUUUUAACUCUAAGAAGAGCAAACAGAACAAAAAAUAAGGUCAAAGAGUUAAAAGAAAUUGCUUGUAACAUAGCGUUGUGACUAACCACUCCUGGCUUUAAAAAAAAAGUAACUAAAUGGAUUGUGUGUAGUCACGGCGAGGCCAGAGCGAAGGAUAUGAAUGUCAAUAAUUAAUUUCUGUGACUUUACUAGUGGGACUAGGUAUGCAACAUUUUUUUAAUUUCUUUAUCAAUUUUUGUUGUUGUUUACAAAUUGUAUUUUUAUGUGUUGCCCACAGUGUCAAGCCAUCGCCAUCACAGAAAGAUUUCAUAUCGUUUUUGUUGCCAAUUUCUUUCAAUUUUGAUGAUUUUUCUUUUGAUCAUCUAUUCUGUCCUUUAUAUGAAUUCCCAAUUGGAGAAUUUUGAUUGUUGCUGCUGUCUGAAGACUGGACACGUUAUCAUUUCAGAUUUUAUUUUAAAACCAUAUCACUGCGUUUCAAUUAUUUUUCUUUUGUAGAAAACACAAUUGAAGAUAUGAAUAAGUUCCCGUGAUAUUUAUUUUCCAUCUCGGUUUUUCCUAGUUAAUUCUUAAAUUGCACAUGAAAAAGGGAUUUUCUUUUGAGUGUUUCUUGCUGUUAUCCUCGUGUUGGCAUUAUUACAGUAAACGUGGCACUCCACACACUUUAUUCUCAGUCCUUGGUCGAAAUGUUUAAAUUGCAUUAGCAGCAGCCGCGCACCUUUCAAUGAGUUUAUUCAGUACAAACAGAAAUGAUUAUAUACUUUGGAGUACAAACACCCCAGGCCGGAAAUACAAAAUAUCUCUAAGGUGUUUUGUCUAAAAAGUAAAUGCUUUUAUAUUUGAUCAAUAAUGUAUCCUGAUUUGGUUUCAUUAUCAACGCAAUUUAUGUACUUUAAUUUCAUUUAAAGCCUAGAGGAAUUCAUCAUGUACAAUGGCCACUGUUUAACAAUUUACAAGAUGUUUUUUCGUACAUUUCUGAAAUCAUGAUCUCGUAUGAUAUUUGAGGUUUUUUAACGCAAUAUUCACGAAAAAAAUCUGAUAUUGUUCAUUCAUAUUGGAAGGGAAAAAUGAUAACAUGGGUAAAGGAAAGAACAUCUGUAAAACCUUUUAUUUUAUAUUCUGAUGCCGUUCAUUUUUGUUCGUACAAAAAUGUAUUUUUUGCCAAAAAGUCGCCAAAGUGAGAUAUUUUCAAAUUCAAGCAUAUUUUCUUUUGAUGUUAAACAACAGCCAGAACAACAGUAAAGACAUGUUGAUUCAACAGUAAAAUAUUCCAUAAAAUAAACAAUGUUUGGGACUGAUUGACCCCCAUACAAGGUCACCGUGUUGACCACUAAAUAUCAAAAGUCUUUCUGAUGUUUAAUAUGACUUUUAUUUACAUGAGCUUGAAUUAAACAACAGAAAACUGAAUUUGUUAGGCUUACAGGUGGCUCAUGUUCCACCAUAAAACACAAAUUUGACUGCUUGAUGGCUGCUGCUGCUGCUGGGUUUAAUAUUUGGACAUUUAGAAAGUGUUUUUGUUUUUAUAUUAAGUAUUCAUAUAGUUUCUCCUCUCUCCAUGUUGUUUUCGUAGUUCUGUGGGCAACAACUGUGCAUUCAAGUGCUGCUUUCUUUGCAUUUCCUUUUUGUUUUCCACACAGCAUCUCAAACAUCUAAAAAGAAAAGAAAAAGAAAACACUUUAAUAUUCACCACCACGGCUCCAUGUUGUUCUAAUAAUCAUAUGCACUCUUGUUAUUGUCUUUAUAUCAUUCUGCAUUGACGUACUGUUAUUUAGCGUGCAAUCAUGCCACCUAGCUGAAAAAGGCCCAGUAGCCUUUUAUCAAUCAAGAGUCCCUUUGCACCUUCACUUGUACAAAAAAAGUCAAGAGGAAUUACAGGUUUUUAUUAAAUGCAGUUUUACGUUGUUAUUUUAAGAGAAAGGUGAAUUUCACAAUGAACUGUACAAAGUAUUUAUGCAAUUAUAACUGGUUUUAGAUUUUUUUUUUUAUGAUUAUUGCGAUUUCAGCAAGUUUGGUUACUUGUUGCAUGUCUAUUAACACAGCUGACUUUCUGUGUCAGUGCAUUGUAAAUGUUCUCGGCAUUAUCAUUUUGUUGGUUUUUAUUCUUUUAUGGAUUUUUUGGAGGCAUUGUCUGAUGAGUUGUGGGUGUACUUUUGUACUCUUUAUGGAAAGAAUUCAGGACAAAUGAGAGAAGAAGAAGAAAGAGAAAAAAGUGGAAGUCUUUGGACUAUUUUGGUGGUCCUGUAUUAGACUGCAUUACUACAGUAUCUGGUGUGCAAUCUGUGCUAGCUGAAUGUUCCUUGUAUAUUUGUGUUCACUUCAUCCUACAGGACGGAAAUCAGUAGAGUAACCUCCCCCCCCCCUCCUUACAGCAACAAAAUGUUACAUAAU
Notothenia coriiceps (black rockcod) is the source of this 4235-nucleotide messenger RNA. Its product is annotated as WD repeat and FYVE domain-containing protein 3-like. The record is from RefSeq and is a predicted model, not a curated record. The coding region runs from base 1 to 1584 and encodes 527 amino acids. NCBI's taxonomy places the organism in Eukaryota, Metazoa, Chordata, Actinopteri, Perciformes, Nototheniidae. The transcript has 10 exons. Gene Ontology annotation, molecular function: protein binding. Gene Ontology annotation, biological process: aggrephagy.